UGGGGAAUUAUCAGAUUAUCAUGGAAACCUCUAACAUCGAUCAAACUUCAGCUACAUUGUCAGUCUGAAUCCGACGUAACUUCGAAAAUGCCGCUCGACGAUUUAAGUAAACUAGUGGACCACAGUGACCCAAGGAACAUCCCUUCUACUGAAACUCUUUUAUCAAAAUACAACAUACCGAUCACCCAUUUCGACUUCGACUACGUCAAGACUUGCAACGAUGGCAGAGAGUUGGAGAAGAUGUUGCAAAUAUUGCGAUCAGGCGAAGAAGGAUAUUACCCGGACCUGGCUAAAUGCACCGAAGAUCGUCUGCGCGUUGUGAAGCCCAAGAGCAAGCAUUUAAAGGAACAAGUUCGAGUGCUGAGGAAAAACGAACUAAAUAAAGAAGAAGUUAAUGAAAUCAACAGCGACUUGGAGCAUUUCGUGUCUGAUGUCAACAAGAAGGACAAGGAACUGGACAGCAGAAAAUGCAAGAAAACCUUUUGCGAUGUGGAGGUUAGGCGUUGCAAAACGGAAAUUGUCGAGGAAAAUAACAAAGUCAACGAUAAAAGAAUAGCAGCGACAGAUUACAGUUCGUGGGAUAAAUACGACCCGGACACGGAGUUGUUGAAAAUGGACAUCGAAGACGAGAAGGAGAAAAAGACCGCCUUGGAAGAGAAGGAAAAGAAGGAGAAGGAACUCAAGCAACUCAAGGAGAAGUCUGGGAAAACGAAAGCGAAAAAAUCCGUAACUUUCAAUCAAUUCGCCACUGAAGCAGAAGCAAUUUUCCAUUCGGAGAGGGAACGGGAGAAAGGGAACGAAUUUUUCAGAGCUGGGGAUUUCGAGGAUGCUCUUCACUGCUACUCCAACAGCAUUCGCAUGAAAACUUCCGUUAAUAACCUCAACAACAGAGCUGUUACUUACCUUAAAUUGAAGAAAUACGAGGAAGCUCUUAAGGAUUGCAACAAGGUUCUGACGAUCGAUAAGGAAAACAUUAAAGCCAACAUCAGGAAGGCGGAAGCUUUGAAAAAGCUCCAAAGGUACGAAGAAGCUAUGGAUGCCAUUGAAUUGGCCAUACAGAAAGAUCCGAACAAUCCUGCCUCUCAGGAACUGGCUGAUGCUAUCAGGAAAAAAUGUUGCAGGGAAGUACAAAAUACUAGAAUGAAGAUAAUUGAAAUUGAAGAGUAAUAUGUGUAUCACAGGAUAUAAUUCUGAUUGUAUUUCAUAAUUUUGUUAUAAAAGUAACACCUGCAGGUCUGGCGAGAAAUAUUUCUUUAAAUAGAAAGUUAUGAAGGUAAUAAAAAAGAUUUUUGUACGUAA
Phyllotreta striolata is the source of this 1299-nucleotide messenger RNA. The record is from the annotation of a GenBank genome assembly. Lineage: Eukaryota; Metazoa; Arthropoda; Insecta; Coleoptera; Chrysomelidae.